CCAACCGGAAGCGCGGAUUGAUUCCUCCAUGGCCAACAAGGGCGGAUAGAAAAAAGGGAGAAAUCAGACGAGUCCUUAUUAAAUAAUAAGCCAUUAAGCAUCGACCGGAAUUUGUCAAUAGGAAGAGGAAAGCGUUCAAAUUUUAAACUGAGUGAUUCUCCGCUGGAAGAAGGGAUUAUUCUGAGGAAUAUGGGAUCUACCUUCAGGGUCCUUACCUGCUGGGCACCGUAAUGGUGCUACCUAUCCCAGCUGAGCACUUCGCUUCCCUCUGAAGGAGCAGGAUGACAAGAUGGCACAGCUGCUUAUACCGCCCGGACCUGACAGCUUCCGCCCCUUCGUCCCCGAGUCGCUGGCCGCCAUCGAAAGGCGCAUCGCCGAGGAGGAGGCCCGGAGACCACGGGUGGAGCGCCGCAGCGACAGCGACGAUGAAAAUGGGCCCAAGCCCAACAGCGAUGUGGAGGCGGGGAAAUCUCUCCCCUUCAUUUAUGGGGACAUCCCUCCCGGCCUGGUGUCCACCCCUCUGGAGGACAUCGACCCCUACUAUAGCAGUCAGAAGACCUUCAUAGUAUUGAAUCGUGGGAAGGCAAUCUUCCGUUUCAAUGCCACUCCUGCUUUGUACAUCCUAAGUCCCUUCAAUCCUCUGAGGAGGAUAGCUAUUAAAGUUUUAGUGCACUCGAUGUUCAGCAUAUUGAUCAUGUUCACGAUCCUGACCAACUGUGCUUUCAUGACCCUCAGUAAUCCCCCAGAUUGGGCCAAGAAUGUAGAGUACACAUUUACGGGGAUUUACACCUUUGAGUCCCUUAUAAAGAUCCUGGCCAGGGGCUUCUGUGUGGGGAAGUUCACUUUCUUGCGAGACCCGUGGAACUGGCUGGACUUCAGUGUUAUCCUCAUGGCAUAUGUCACAGAGUUUGUGGACCUGGGCAAUGUCUCAGCACUGCGAACCUUCAGGGUUCUGCGAGCCCUGAAAACUAUAUCAGUCAUCCCAGGUUUGAAGACUAUUGUUGGUGCACUGAUCCAGUCAGUGAAAAAGCUGUCAGAUGUGAUGAUCCUCACCGUGUUCUGUCUCAGUGUCUUUGCCCUCAUCGGCCUCCAGCUCUUCAUGGGCAACCUGAGGCAGAAGUGCGUGCGCAUUCCUUUGGGCAGCAACACAACUUUGAACAACACACAUGAAAGCAACAACACAUUGGUGGAGAACAUCACAUUGGUGGAGAACGUCACAUUCAUGGAGAACAUCACAAAAAACUCCUUCGACUGGAUAGAGUACAUCAACGAUGAGAGAAAUUACUAUUACCUCCCUGGCCGUAGGGAUGCUCUGCUCUGUGGAAAUGGCAGUGGUGCUGGGGUCUGCCCAGAGGGCUUUUCGUGUAUGAAAGCAGGUCGCAAUCCAGACUACGGCUACACCAGCUUUGACACCUUCAGCUGGGCCUUCCUGUCCUUGUUCCGCCUCAUGACUCAAGACUACUGGGAAAACCUCUACCAGCAGACUUUGCGUGCAGCAGGGAAGCCCUACAUGAUCUUCUUUGUGCUGGUGAUCUUCCUGGGAUCUUUUUACCUGGUCAACCUGAUCUUGGCUGUGGUGGCCAUGGCUUAUGACGAGCAAAACCAGGCCACCAUUGAGGAGGCCCAGCAGAAAGAGGAGGAGUUCCAGGCUAUGCUGGAGCAGCUGAAGAGACAGCAGGAGGAGGCACAGGUUGCCGCGGCAGCAGCCACAGAGAGCGGCGAAUACAGCGGGAGAGGAGGCCCUACCUCCGAGUCCUCCUCAGGGACAUCUAAGCUCAGCUCGAAAAGCGCCAAAGAGCGACGCAACAGGCGGAAGAAGAGGAAGCAGAGGGAGGAAGAGGAGGAGAGGGGGUGCCGUGACAAGUUCCACAAAUCUGAGUCUGAGGACAGCAUCAAGAGGUCCAGCUUCCGUUUCUCUAUUGAUGCCAACAGGCUUUCUUAUGAGAAGAGAUGCUCUUCACCCAACCAGUCUCUUCUCAGUAUCCGUGGCUCAAUCUUCUCACCUCGGAGGAACAGCCGUGCAAGUCUUUUCAGCUUCCGUGGCCGUGCGCGAGACAUGGGCUCCGAGAACGACUUUGCGGAUGACGAGCACAGCACCUUUGAGGAGAGCGACAGUCGCCGGGGCUCCUUGUUCUUGCCGCGCCGCCUCGAGCGCCGGUGCAGUGCCGUUAGCCAGACCAGCCUCGGAGCACCUCGGAUAAUGCUGCCCGCCAAUGGCAAGAUGCACUGUGCAGUAGACUGCAACGGUGUGGUGUCACUGGUCGGUGGAACUUCUGUAACAACCUCUCCUGUAGGUCUCCUGCUGCCUGAGGGGACAACUACAGAUACUGAGCUUAAGAAACGGCGGUCGGGUUUUCACCAGCCAUCUAUGGAUUAUUUAAAUGAACCAGGUGGCCGACAGAGAGCCAUGAGUGUGGCCAGUAUCCUCACCAACACCAUGGAAGAACUUGAAGAGUCGAGACAAAAAUGCCCUCCUUGCUGGUAUAGAUUUGCGAACACCUGCCUGAUCUGGGAUUGUUGUCCUGCGUGGCUGAAAAUCAAAGAGAUUGUCAGCAUGGUGGUCAUGGAUCCAUUUGUGGAUCUAGCAAUCACAAUUUGCAUAGUCCUCAACACCCUUUUCAUGGCCAUGGAGCAUUACCCCAUGACAAAAGAAUUUGAUAAUGUCCUCUCUGUGGGAAACUUGGUGUUUACGGGCAUCUUCACAGCAGAGAUGUGCUUUAAGAUUAUCGCUCUGGAUCCCUACUAUUACUUCCAGGAGGGCUGGAACAUCUUUGAUGGCAUUAUUGUUAGUCUCAGCCUGAUGGAGCUUGGCUUGGCUAACGUUGAAGGGCUGUCUGUACUCAGGUCCUUCAGAUUGCUGAGAGUCUUCAAACUAGCCAAGUCUUGGCCCACUUUGAACAUGCUCAUCAAGAUCAUCGGUAACUCUGUGGGUGCUCUAGGAAAUCUGACUCUGGUGCUGGCCAUCAUCGUGUUCAUCUUCGCUGUGGUGGGCAUGCAGCUGUUUGGGAAAAACUACAAGGAGUGCGUGUGUAAGAUUUCAGAGGACUGCACGUUGCCCCGCUGGCACAUGCACGAUUUCUUCCACUCCUUCCUUAUCGUGUUCCGGGUGCUGUGCGGAGAGUGGAUUGAGACCAUGUGGGACUGCAUGGAGGUGGCAGGACAGACUAUGUGUCUUAUCGUCUUCAUGAUGGUCAUGGUCAUUGGAAACCUGGUGGUUCUAAAUCUCUUCCUGGCUCUCCUACUGAGUUCAUUCAGUGCCGACAACCUGGCGGCAACCGAUGAGGACAGCGAGAUGAACAACCUGCAAAUUGCUGUGGGCAGGAUCCAGCGGGGCAUCGCAUUUGUCAAAAACUCAGUGCGGCAGUUCCUCCAGAGCUUGUGCUUUGGCAGGGGCGGAAAGGGCUCUGGUCUAGCUGAGGAAAGCAAACCCCUGGAUGAACUGCACAGCAAUGGCAAGGGCAACUGCAUUUCCAAUCACACAACAGUGGAAAUCACCAAAGACCCCAGUGGGGUGUACAUGAGGGAGGGCAACGGACGACCAGGAGGGCUGGUGGUUGGGGUCAGUGUAGGAGGGGACAGUACGGGAAAAUACCCAGUUGAGGACUGUGACUACAUGUCAUUUAUUCAUAACCCCAGCCUGACAGUCACGGUGCCUAUUGCUGUGGGCGAGUCAGACUUUGAGAACCUAAACACAGAAGAUUUCAGUAGCGACUCAUCUGACGUGGAGGGCAGCAAAGAGAAGCUCGACGCAGAGCCCCAGCCACUGAGCUCAUCGGAGGGGAGCACAGUCGAUAUCCGCCCCCCUGGAGAUGGGGUUGAUUCAGUGGAGCUGGAACCCGAGGAGUCACUGGACCCAGAAGCCUGCUUUACAGAGGGCUGUGUGCGCAGGUUCCAGUGCUGCCAGAUCAGUGAGGAGGGAGACAAGUUUAAGAGCUGGUGGACACUCAGGAAAACCUGCUUUAUCAUAGUAGAGCAUAACUGGUUUGAAUCCUUCAUCAUAUUCAUGAUUCUGCUGAGCAGUGGAGCACUGGCGUUUGAGGACAUUUACAUCGAGCAGCGGCGGACCAUCAAAACCGUGCUAGAGUACGCAGACAAAGUGUUCACUUACGUCUUCAUCCUUGAAAUGCUGUUAAAGUGGGUGGCAUAUGGCUUUGUCAAGUACUUCACCAAUGCCUGGUGCUGGCUGGACUUCUUAAUUGUAGACGUGUCCUUGGUCAGCCUGGUAGCAAAUGCUCUGGGCUACUCUGAGCUUAGCGCCAUCAAAUCUCUGAGGACACUGCGAGCUCUACGGCCCCUGAGGGCCCUGUCUCGGUUUGAGGGCAUGAGGGUUGUGGUGAAUGCGUUGCUGGGAGCCAUCCCCUCCAUCAUGAAUGUGUUGCUGGUCUGCCUCAUAUUUUGGCUCAUCUUCAGCAUCAUGGGUGUCAACCUGUUUGCGGGCAAGUACUACUACUGCGUCAAUGCCACCACGGAUGAGCCCUUCCCUAUCGAAGUCGUCAACAACAAGUCUGACUGCCUGAGCUUGAAUGACAGUGCCCGCUGGAAGAAUGUUAAAAUCAACUUUGACAAUGUGGGAGCUGGCUAUCUGGCUCUGUUGCAAGUGGCAACAUUUAAGGGUUGGAUGGACAUCAUGUAUGCAGCUGUGGACUCUAGGAAUUUGGAAGAACAGCCUGAUUAUGAAGUAAACUUGUACAUGUACCUCUACUUCGUCAUCUUCAUCAUCUUUGGCUCCUUCUUCACACUCAACCUUUUCAUUGGUGUCAUUAUCGACAACUUCAAUCAGCAGAAGAAAAAGUUGGGAGGUCAGGACAUCUUCAUGACUGAAGAACAGAAGAAAUACUACAAUGCCAUGAAGAAGCUGGGGUCCAAGAAGCCGCAGAAACCUAUACCUCGACCAACAAAUGCGUUUCAAGGCUGUGUCUUCGACUUCAUCACAAAGCAGGCCUUUGACAUCGUGAUCAUGAUCCUCAUCUGCCUUAACAUGGUGACCAUGAUGGUAGAGACGGAUGACCAGACGAAAGAGAUGGACAAUAUCCUGUCCUGGAUUAAUCUGGUCUUCAUUGUGCUAUUCACUGGGGAGUGUGUGCUCAAGAUGAUUUCACUGCGUCACUAUUACUUCACCAUUGGCUGGAAUAUUUUUGACUUUGUGGUGGUGAUCCUUUCGAUUGUAGGCAUGUUUUUAUCUGAAGUUAUCGAGAAGUACUUUGUGUCCCCGACACUGUUCCGAGUGAUACGAUUGGCCAGGAUAGGCCGAAUCCUCCGCCUUAUCAAAGGUGCCAAGGGCAUCCGGACGCUUCUCUUUGCCUUGAUGAUGUCACUCCCUGCCCUGUUCAACAUUGGCCUCCUCCUCUUUCUUGUUAUGUUUAUCUAUGCCAUUUUUGGCAUGUCCAACUUUGCUUAUGUCAAGCGGGAGGCAGGAAUCGAUGACAUGUUCAAUUUCGAGACCUUUGGGAACAGUAUGAUCUGUUUGUUUCAGAUUACCACCUCAGCUGGAUGGGAUAGCCUGCUGGCACCCAUACUUAACAAGAGGGAGCCUGACUGUGAGAGCCAGCUGGAGCACCCAGGCAACUUCUACAAAGGCAAUUGCGGCAAUCCAUCAGUAGGCAUCUUCUUCUUUGUCAGCUACAUCAUCAUCUGCUUUCUCAUUGUGGUCAACAUGUACAUUGCUGUCAUCCUGGAAAACUUUAGCGUGGCCACUGAGGAGAGCGCCGAGCCACUGAGCGAGGAUGACUUUGAGAUGUUCUAUGAAGUGUGGGAACGCUUUGAUCCUGAUGCUACGCAGUUUGUGGCGUACAGCAAACUCUCUGACUUUGCAGAUGCUCUGGAUCCACCUCUACGCAUACCCAAGCCUAACAUGAUUCAGCUCAUCUCCAUGGACCUGCCCAUGGUGAGCAGUGAGCGCAUCCACUGCCUCGAUAUUCUGUUUGCCUUCACUAAAAGAGUUUUGGGUGAAGGCGGUGAAAUGGACAUGUUGCGCGGACAGAUGGAGGACCGCUUUAUGGCCUCCAACCCCUCUAAGGUGUCUUACGAGCCCAUCACCACCACCUUGCGCCGCAAACAGGAGGAAAUGUCUGCUAUAAUCAUCCAGAGAGCCUUCCGGCGCUACAUGAUCCGCCUGGCCAUGAAGAAGGCCUCGGCCCUCUACAAGGAGCAGUUGAAAGAGGGCAUCCAUGACCCUGACAAGGAUGUGAUGGUCAUCAGCAAGUUCAAUGAGAACUCCACGUCAGAGAAAAUGGACAUGACCCCCUCCACAGCCUCCCCGCCAUCAUAUAACAGUGUGACAAAGUCAGAUAAGGACAAAUAUGAAAAAGAAAAUAGGGAAAGAGAAAAUAAAGCAAAAGACUUGAAAGACCGAAAGAAAUAGACUUCUUAAAAAGGAACAACAACAAAAAAAGAAUGCAUCAGAGACAUGAGGGAACUUUGUUUAAAGCUUAUAUAUAUAUGGGAUAUAUAGAUUCACAUUUGUGUUGAUUGUUCCAACAUGAGGAGUCUGUGCCAUGUAGGCAUGAAAUGGGAAUGUGGUUAUGUCAAUAUAUGGGGGAAUACGAAAACAAACUAUCCAGCAGACACUGCCAGAGUUUGAGUGGGAAACAGAACAGCCUCUCUGCAAAACGCUUGUGAUUCUCCUGUUGGUUGUUGUUACUGACACACUUGAGUGUACUGUUAAGUUUUCUGUAGCUAGUGCUGCUGCUACUACUAUAAAUCCAGUGUCUUGAAUUUAACAAUCGCUGUAUCACUUAACAAUUGCUCCACAUUCUUCUGUGAAUUUUCCCUUUUUUAGUUUUGUUUUUUAAUGCGAAAGAAUGUUUUCUACUUUGUUUUGUUUCAUUAUCGUGAGAAUGUGUCCACUGCUUUCACUGUUGUAAAAUCACCAAGGGCAGACUAAGUCAAUGCUGGAAAAUACAACAACCACCUGAAACUCGUACAGUGCAGGGUCAAUGCCAGAAUGCUCUUGGUUCAUACGGUAUACAAAGCUGAAAUAACGAACACGCCACUAAAGUGCAAUGAACAAACACAUUGCAUUUACUGAUGUACCAUCACUGAUUGUUGAAAUCUGUAUUGUUCCUAUUUCAGUAGAAAUUACAAGUCUCCAAAUACAGAGAAGCUGAAUGUAUGCAAGCAAAGGAAUGAGACGCAUUAAAGGAAACUUGUUCUUUGGGAAAUACUCUUGAUUGCUCUUUUAUAGAGAGUUUGAUGACAAAAUUGCUACCACUCCCAUUUCCAUCUGUUUAGUAUAAAGCUAGAGCCAAGGGAUUGUUAGCUGAACUGAGCAUGAAGGCCAGACUCGGGCUAAAAGUGUCAAACAUCUAGAUUUUUUGUUUGAGAAUGUAUGUAUAUAUAAAAUUGAGGUAAUUUUAGCAUACUAAUAAAAUAGCAGCAGAAGCCUUACACAAAUUCACGUAUGGAAUUGAUAAAGUCUUUAUUGGUAAAUAUCACUAUAGCUAUAACUGCUAACUGCUGUAGUUUAAACAAGUGUGACUGUCUAGUUUGUGCUGAUCGGCAUUUUGGGUACAACUGUAUUCGAGGUGGUGUGCAUUAGUCUUGGGUUGGCACUGAAAUAAUAAUUGACACUGGUUGGGAACACAGAAAACGGUUUGUUUUAUUUGGUCGUAUGUUAUUUUAAUGCAAAGUUAACAUUGUUUUAGGUGUCUUUGGUCCAAGACUAGGGUUUAAUGGGCAGUCCAGUUCCUUGACCUCCAGUUUACCACUGGAGGUCAAGGAAACAUAUUGACACAAUUAUGAAUGGUUUCACAGCUGCCAAUCCCAAGCCUAAUCAAAUAUGACAGUUUAUGUUAGCACAUAAGGCUAAUUAGCUUUUUUUUACCCCCUUUUUUACCCCCUUUUUUUACGACGAAUACUAUAAUAUAGUUUUUAUAAUGGUUCAUGUUGGAUAAUGUUAAAGGCUUCUGGAAUAAUGUCAGUGUCAGGUUAGGAUUAAAAUAUUCUAAAUGACAACAGUUGGAACCCUCGUGUUCACGAUGGGUGUCAUCUUAGUUUUAUGCAAACCUCUUCACAUAAAGUGUUACUGGACAUUGUUGACCUCCCUGAUUACAGUCUUCAUGCUAAGUUAAGCACAGUUCAUUAGUUUUUGUUUUUACCUCUCCAUAAUAUUACUUUAUUAGUAAAUGAUAAAGUUAAGUCCUGGUUUUAUCCCUUUUCCUCUACCUGUUAGUUCCUAUCCGCACACCUACCCCUACUUACAUGUUGAGACGCUGGUUCAACUCCAUAUGUCGUUUCACUAGCUGGGCCCACGUCCUCAUUUUAGGUUUGGCAGCGUUUUUAGUAGAUAAAGGCGAAUGGCUUAAUUAAGAAUUGAGCUGCGGUUUGGGGAAGGCCUCGAUGGGGACUGGCGGCGACUCCCAGGCCUGGCAGAUCCCCAUGUGAAGAAGUGAAAGACUUGGAAAAAAGGGUGGGGCACAAAAACGAGAAGGAACAGCUUGUAGAACUGGAGAGUCAUAAAUAGAUAAGACCCGAAAGGGGCGUGUUUGGAGGGGUGGUCCCGCUCCUGAAAUUCAGAUAAUUUGUCUCCAAAAUGCUAAUGUAAAAACUUGGGUUUGAAUCUGCCCCAGGUAAUUUGCUCUGCCUCUUCCUCUGCUCUCUUAUCGUCUGCACUGUCCUUCCAUAAUAAAAACUACAAAUCCCCCUAACAAACUUCCAUGGUUUAAAUAAGCUAAUUAGCUUCAAGCGUCAUAUUUGGCUAAUGUACAGAUAUAAGAGUGGUAAUAAUCUUCUCACUGGCUCUGGCAGUGAAGCAAAAUAAGCACAUUUUCCCAAAACGCGUCUUUGAGAAUAACACUCAAACCUGCUUGUCUCACAGCGCAGUGUCUUUCACAUACGUUUGUCGUCCUCCCUUUAUCCUCCAUCCCACUUCCUCCCAGAACUCCUUACGUAAUGAAAUAUUCCAAAAAGAUCUUUCUAACUGCUGUCAAGCUAGAACAUUACAAUAUAUCACAUUAAAGGUUGGUUAUAAUAUCACAGAUGUUUGUAUGCCAUUCAUGUUUAAAUUGAGCGUGUGAUUUAAUGUAGUGGUUUGGUUUGUAAAUAUUAUAGAUAUUUGGGCUCACAGUAUGCAUCACACAUUUGAUGUAUAAGAUGAAGCACUUUUUAUCCCCACUGCUAUGUAAUACCACGUGUGACGGUCACAUUUGUGUGUGCGAGACAAAGGGCGAGUGUGUCUGUAUGUUUGUAUAUGUUUAUCUAUGUAAGAAAGGGACUGCGUGAAUGUAGGCAUCUAUCUCUUUAUGUGAGCGAGUGUGUCUGUGUGCAUUAGGGUCUGCAGGUUGCUUAUAUGCUAUCGAUUAUAAAUAACAUUUUCACUGUAGAUAUGAGUGCAUUUCUCCAGUCUUUGACGUUGAUUUACAUUUUUCUAGAAGAAUUUUUUUUUUCAUUCUGCACUGUAACCUUUGACAAUAUAAAAGAUGGACGUAACUACUGUGACAUCAACUCAACAGUUUCCAAAGUUGCGAUUUGAAGCUUUGAGAUGAACGUUUCCACUGUUGCAGCCUUGGUUGCAAGAAAUUGGAUGUGAUGACAAACGGGUGGGUCUGACUGUGAAACUGCUUGCUCAUUGGCUACUGACUGGUAAUUGACAAUUUAACUGAUGAGGUUUUUUGAAACAUGGUAUGAGCAAGUUUUACAAAUUAAUUCCUUUUUAUUUAACCAAAUCGAGUAACUAAGAUAAUGAACUCAGCGACAAAGUGUUUACAGAGCUCAAGAAAGAGCCCUUCAUAGGACAGGAAGUGUUUUUUGCAACCACAGCUAUCGUCAUCUGGUGGCCUUCAGAUAGAAUAUAGGUUUUUAGGCACUUCCACAUUGGCUUCAUUUUUUCUGACCAGGAAGCUAUGUCCAUCUUUUUUAUUGUCUAUGACUGUAACACAUGAUGAAACACAUGUAUGGUCCCCAUAUCUGUAGAUACAAACCAUGAAGCAAUCAGUAGCCAUCUUUCAUUGCGCUUGUAGUGUUUUAGUGAACUGCAUGCAAGAAGUGACUACUGUCCGCUCAUAUGGUAAUAUAAUUUCAAAGCCAAAAGAAUAAAGGACAUAUUUUUUGUAAAUGCUUGUUUAUUUUCUCCACUUCCUUCUUUGUCUUUUCUUUCAGGGUCUAAAAGUUUGCUCAUUUGUGUGUGACAUCAGCUCUUUGAUCUGUGAUCUGAACCUGAAGUAUGAUUGCUUUACAGGUUAACAGGAUCAUUCAUGUGAUUCAAGUACAUGUUACACCUGACUGUAUUGAUUUGAAAAAUGUGACAAGUGACUUUUUUUUUUUGUUAUAACCAAAGAUGUGGCAACUAAAAAAGUA
This is a messenger RNA of Pelmatolapia mariae (spotted tilapia), 10293 nucleotides long. It is a transcript of the gene scn1lab, whose product is annotated as sodium channel, voltage-gated, type I like, alpha b. The record is from RefSeq and is a predicted model, not a curated record. Gene Ontology annotation, molecular function: voltage-gated sodium channel activity; protein binding. NCBI's taxonomy places the organism in Eukaryota, Metazoa, Chordata, Actinopteri, Cichliformes, Cichlidae. The transcript is spliced from 27 exons. Gene Ontology annotation, biological process: sodium ion transmembrane transport; neuronal action potential; membrane depolarization during action potential. The coding region runs from base 290 to 6361 and encodes 2023 amino acids. Gene Ontology annotation, cellular component: voltage-gated sodium channel complex; axon; plasma membrane.